GUGGAACCACAAUAUGGCACGAAAAUUUUGAUCUCAUCCUGGACCGCGCCGUACAGGGUUGAAGUGGGUUAGUAGGCUCUCAAGUGAAUGCACGCUACGGGGAGGAAGAGUAGGAAAAGACCCAAAUUUGAGACUGGAGGAUGGGCAAGAGCCGUCAGACCCGUGGAGUGAAUACUAGAGACCUGGCAUAAGCGGAACAGCAGUAGUACUACAUGCUCAGGUGUACAUAAAACCAACAUCUUCAUAUGUAGAUGACGAUCCUGCCACGAAGCUUCUCCUCUUUUCCUCAAGGCAACUGUUCCAGCGUCGAAAAUGGCACGCGUCAAGACAUCAGCGCGUCUUCUUGGACUCGCUUUCUUUGCCCUGCAGGGCGCUCUGGCGGCUAAAGCCCCGGACAUCACCCACCAGUCCCCAGAGCACGCACCGCCCAUUCCCUAUCUCAACCUCAUGGCCUUGUUCACAAUGCCCCAGAAUGUCAGCCACGAUUCAUCCGAAGAGUCAGAUCUCCUGCCCAACCUCUUUGACAAGAGACAACGCGAAGAGGAUGGGAACGGAGGCCUCUUGUGCAAGAAGGGUCCCUGUCCCGACGGAAGUUGCUGCGGCCCUGCGGGGGUCUGUGGUUACGGUGAGGAUUUCUGUGGCGUCGGCUGCAGCAGCAACUGUGAUGCCGUGGCCAUGUGCGGCGAAUUCUCCGACGGAGGAAACACAAAGUGCGGCAUGAACCUGUGCUGUAGUUGGGGUGGAUGGUGUGGAACAUCCGAAGUUCAUUGCAUCGGGCCAAACAAGUUCACACCGUGCCAGGAAGGGUUCGGCUCGUGCGAGAUCAUCCGGCCAAAGACAUGCGGCGAGGGCUCUGGAACGACAAAGGGCCGGACCGUUGGGUAUUACCUGGCGUCCAACAGCAGAGACCGUCUCUGCAACCGCAUCUUUCCCAAGGAUAUCAAGGCCGCGGAUUACACCCAUCUCUUCUUCUCCUUUGCAUCCAUCGACCACAAGACGUUUAAGAUCCGGCCCUGGGAUGACGCCGACAUUCCGCUGAUGAGGGAGUUCACGGCUCUCGAGACGAAUACCUGGAUCGCCGUCGGCGGCUACACAUUUAGCAACGUGGGCGACACGCACACGACUUGGAGUGACGUGUGUUCCACCCCUCAGAACAGGGCCGCCUUCAUCCAGUCGUCGGCUGAGUUCAUGGCCAAGUACGGCUUCACAGGAAUCGACCUAGACUGGGAGUACCCUGUGGAGCCUAAGCGGGGAGGCUCCAAGGGAGACACUGAAAACUUCGUCAAGCUCGUCAAGGAGAUGAGAGCGGCCUACGGAACCAAGUACGGUAUCAGUUUGACUCUUGCGCCCGACUAUUGGUAUCUUCGGUACUUUGACGCAGAGGCCAUGCAGCCCUAUGUCGACUUUUUCGGCUUCAUGGCGUACGAUUUGCAUGGGUCCUGGGACUCUGACGUGCAAACUUUGGGAUCUCUGAACACCUUGCCCCUCUGGUAUGCAAACCUGGAUCCGGCCAAGAUCAACUUUGGCCUUGCGUGGUACGGAAGAGGAUACACGCUGUCCGACGCCAGCUGCAACACGCUCGGAUGCCCGUUUGCGGGCCCCAGCAAGGCGGCCGAGUGCACCCACCAGAACGGCGUCAUGUCGCUUCUGGAGAUCAAGAAGCUCAUCAAGGAGAAGAACCUGAUGCCGCGCCUCAACAGCGAGUCGAUGAUGAAAGAGCUCAUCUGGGACGACCAGUGGAUCGGCUACGACGACGAGGAGACGCACGAGAUGAAGCGCAAGUUCGCCAACAACCUCUGCUUCGGCGGCACCAUGGCGUGGUCCGUCGACUUCAACUCGGGCACUGGCGACGGCGACAGCGCGCCCGUCUCCACCGACGGACGAUGUGGUCCCGCUGGCGGCGGCUUCAGGUGCGAGGGCAGCACGUUUGGCGACUGCUGUUCGUCGUUUGGAUAUUGCGGAAGCAGCGAGACGCACUGCGGCUCUGGCUGCGUGAGCGGGAAGUGUUUGGAGGGACAGGAGACGACGGACGGAACCUGCGGCGCGUCGGCGCACGGGGCCUUCUGUGGUCUGUGGCCCCAGGGGAGCUGCUGCUCGUCCUCUGGAUACUGCGGUGACAGCGAGGGUCACUGCGGUGCGGGCUGCCAGAGCGGCGCCUGUCUCGAUGAGCCGGCCAGUGGCAAGGGCUCGGGGCCCAUCUACAUUGCGCCUGAGGUCUACAAGAGCCCGGACCCGGUCGCGCAGUGCUUCCCGCCGUGCACGCUAAUCAUGCCGCCGUGGUCCCUCGCCAAGCCGACGACCAUCUCCCGCCCCGCCACCACCGUCUCGUAUCUCGACACAUGGGACACGACCGUCGUGACGACCAGCACCGUCAUCACGCUGCAACCCGUCACCACGACCCUGAUCGAAGUAUGGAACGUGAUAUGGAUCGACGGCGACAACGAGAACGCCGAGACUCGCACUACCGUCGGCCUCACGUCGAGCGUCGACUUCCCGCCAGUCACGCUCACCAGGACCAGGACAGGACAGCCUCCCGUCACCUGGACAUACUCGCCCGGGCCUUGGCCUACCAUUGACUCGACCGACGACAACCCUUUCCCUCCGCCUCCCCCCCCUCCUGCGGGCCACCCACCAUCUAUUACUGCCGUGAGGGGCCCGCCAAAGCCGACCUGCAAGCCUGGGCAAAAGUGCGGAAGCCUUUGCAAGCACAAUUGCAGCGGUGGAGAUGACGAUGACAACAGUGGCGGCGGCGGCGGUGGUGGUGGAGGCCGCGGGCGUCCUUGCAUUGGCAUCUGCGGCUGCAUUGGCCCCAUCUGCAACACUCCCAAUCGCAACUGCGUUGGCCCGGUCUGUCCACCCGGCAGUGGUGGUGGAGGAGGUGGCAGCGGCGGCGGUGGUGAUCCCAACAACCCGGAGGAAGAAGACGACGAGGAUGACGAGUGCACCACGAGAACCGUGACCGACCGCUGGGUUUCUUGUGACGCUCAGCGGACAAAGGAGUGCACGACUUACUCUACCUCGCUUGUCAGCGAAUGCUCAGCAACAGGCAAAGCAACGACUACCAUAGGCGGAAGCUGCCCAAUACCUACCUAUGACUACGACCUGCAGGAUACACAUGAACAGAUCCCAGUCGGCUUCAGCCACACACAGGGAACAACCGUCUACAAUGGAAGGACCCGGACGACUUAUGGGUGGACCUUCAACCCACCAGGCGGCACUAAACCAACCCGCGGGGGCAACGGCAAUGGAGGUCAGGGCACGCGUACCUCUGCCCAAUCCAGCAGAGGCAUCACUCCACGACCCACCAUUACCUCGACACCAUUUCAUCUCCCAGGGGCGCCCACCCUCGCGACAGUCGAACCGCCUUAUAGCGGCAGCGAGUGCAGCUCGUAUCUGCACACGACUAGGUGCAAUGCCGCUGGCGGCCUGCAGGCUUGCCUGACACAGGAUCUGUGCGUCCCGACCAGGCCCUGCUACUAUACAUACGCUGCAUCGGGCACCCCUUCGUGUUCGGGCGAGUACUCCAUCUGUCUGAGCACCACUAUCUUCACCAGAUGCGGCUUGAUAGGUGCCGUCGCUGCGCGGGCCGACGCGACUCCGGCUCCCUCCCUUAACUCUAAUGUCAUUGGCGAUGCAACCGUCACAGCAGCACCAUCGGUUCCGACAUCUGAUCCCAGUCUUAAGCUCGAAGAAGACCAUGAUCGUCAUCAUGCUCAUCAGUCGGCCGAACCAGCCUCUCCUGGCCAUGGCCACGACGAGUCGGCUGAUAACGAACUGGUGGGUUCUGUCUCGAACGCCCCUCACAACCAGAGCAGCGCCGCGACGAACGAGUCGAGCCUCAUUUCCGCUCGACAAAACGCCGUCGGCUGUGGCGGCAGCAGCAAUGGUGGAUGCGACUACCUCCGCUUCUGCGCGUCGGGCAUGUGCGCCAAGGCAGAGAAGGUUCCUUGCCUUCAAGCGCGAAUUAAGGCUCAUAUGGGCAUCACUUCCGGUAUCGACCUUGAAGCCACAGUCACGGAAGACGGUGUCCUGAAGUGCAAAGCCACGCGGCAUUGCCCACUACUAUGGGACGACGACUGCGGCGGCGUCGACACGUUCGACUGCGGCGACGGCAGCACCAUGGGUUUCAAGUACAACUACGUCUCGUACUACAGUAAGAAGUACGACCGCAAGUAUCCCAUGUACCUCGAACUCUCCGUGGAUGCGAGGCUGGUUUUUUGCACUCAAGACCUUCUCUUUAGGAAGAUCCCGUAUGUGUGUUGGGAGGAUGAGUAUGAGUGGAAAGAUGGGCCUUGUAAGGGUCUUGGUCUCUGAACCAAGAAUUGAGUGCACGCCACUAUUGUUUAGCUAUGUUAUAAAUAUAAUAUCAUCUCUGUCUGGCAUACCCGAAAAUGUCACACCUGGUGC
Molecule: messenger RNA, 4407 nt
Organism: Alternaria rosae
Lineage: Eukaryota; Fungi; Ascomycota; Dothideomycetes; Pleosporales; Pleosporaceae
Exons: 6
Coding region: 313-4314 (1333 amino acids)
Biological process (GO): carbohydrate metabolic process
Molecular function (GO): chitin binding
Source: RefSeq, a predicted model, not a curated record